AUGGCUUCACCAAACCUUGGCCGGCGGCUGCUACAACUGAUCUGCAAUCAUCUGCUCGUGUCUCACACUGGUCCGCAAGAUUAUUUGCUGGAAAUCGUGUACGAUCUCCGACGCAUCGAAAUGGAAUCUGCGCAUCGGGGGACCUUUCCGGUUCCGCUGCGCGCUGGCCAUAUAAAGGACCAGCCAAGCCUACAGCGACUGGGGCACGGCGCUCUUUUCGGCACAAACUCACGAUUCUUCAUGUACCAGGUCAGUUACCUAAAUGGAACUAAGUGUUAUCGCUCUAGCAAUGUUAUGCUUUUAAGAGUGUCGUGCCCCAUUAGCAAGCGACAAAUGUUUGAAUGCUUUGAACAUGUCAGCCUGUGUUUCGUUGAUGCUAUGCUAUUCUCUCUCUACGACGGCUGUCUGACGCUUUCCCAGAUCUUACUGCUCCUAUCGGGGGACGUAGAGCUAAAUCCAGGGCCCAUGAAUGCAGUGGAACGUGACCAAAUGACAAACAUUGAAAGGAUUCUCUUAGAAACGAAAACAGGCCAGGAAACUGUGCUCGCGAAGUUAACGGAAAUUACAACAAGACAAAGUGAAUUAGAAUCUAAAAUUACGGGCUUAAUAGAGAAGACAAGCAAUGUAGAAAGUCGUAUUGCUCGGGUGGAAAAAAUUGAAGAGAAAUUGAUGGCUAAACUGGACGACUUGGAGAAUAGAAGCCGUAGACAGAAUUUGGUAUUUUUCGGGUUGCCUGACAGGGAGCAUUACGAGACGUGGGAGGCGUCUGAAAAACUAAUUAGUGGAAUAUGCAAAGAUGUGAUGAAACUUGAUAAUAUUUCGGUUGAACGGGCUCAUCGCGUAGGAGUUUUCAGAGAAGGCAAAAACCGGCCCAUAAUAGCAUGCUUUUCACGGUGGAAGGCUAGAGAAGUCGUCUUUAAAAAUGCUUACAGACUAAAAGGCACUUCGUACGGCAUCUCUGAAGAUUUCAGCCGAGCCGUACAAGAAAAAAGACGUCAGCUUUGGAAUUAUGCGAAAGAAAAAAGAGAAAACAAAGAAAAUCGUGUUCGCUUGAGUUAUGAUAAAUUGAUCAUCAAUGGGCAAACGUUUGUCUGGGAUAGCGAUAUGCGAACGCCAGUUCCACUACAGACGCAUGCACGACUGAAUAGGGCACGUAGCUCGCAUCCUGAACGGCUCUCUGUCCUGCUUGUAAAUUGUCGCAGCAUAAAGAACAAAGUCGAUAGCUUCAUCUCUUUAGUAGCCACUCUUAAACCUCAGAUCGUGAUGGGCACCGAAUCAUGGUUAGACAAGACGAUACCUAAUGUAGAAAUCUUUCCACCUGGUUUUACUGUCUAUCGGAAAGAUAGGCAUGGGCAUGGCGGGGGAGUAUUUAUUUUGAUAUCAAAUGCAUUGUCAAGUACACAAAUUUUAUUUGAAAACGAUGAGUCUGUCUGGUGCCUUGUGAAAUUACCUAAAGGAAACAAUGUUGUGUACGGGACUUUCUACCGCCCACCCGGCAGCAGCGACUCAUUCGGACUGCUGUCUGAGAUGCUAUCUCUUGUGCCUAAUAGCGUAUUUUUGGGGGGUGAUUUCAAUUUGCCUGACUUCAACUGGAAUGCCGGAUGUGUGGCUGGUAAUAGGUCCCGUAUUUACACAGAGUUCGAAGAACUGGUCGGAUUAAAUGGAUUACAGCAGUACGUACUGGAACCUACGCGAGAAAAUGCAAUUUUAGACUUAGUACUUUGCAAUGAGCCGAACUUAGUAUGAAAAGUUACUGUUUGUCCAGGUAUUAGUGACCACAGGGCAGUUGUCAUAGAACUUAACAUACAGCGAGUACGGAUGCCGCAAAUUCCGCAAAGAAAAGUGUACAGCUACGACAGAGGAGACUAUGCCGCUAUUAGGACCGAACUUGAAAAUUUCUUCCCUACUUUCCAGUAUCUUUCAAACGCACACUGUCCGUUAACUUUGUGGUUGUCAUUCCGGGACAAAAUACUUCAAUUAGUCGAAAUUCAUGUUCCAUGCAGGUACCUGCGGCAACGAAAAAAACAAAAGCCUUGGUUUAACGUAGAAAUACGUAAACUUAUAAGGAAAGCAAGACAAACGUAUAAAACGUUUUCUGCCGACACCAGUCUAGCAAAUCAGAAACGCUUGCAAGAGAUAAAUAAUCUAUUGAAAGCAACAAUUAAGUCUGCGAAAGAUACCUUCUUUGUUAAAUUAAAUAAGGACUUGAGAGAAAACCCAAAAUCGUUUUGGAAAUAUGUAAAACAAAACCGAAAAGAAGACAUAUCCAUACCAUCUUUAACUAUUGAUGGCAAAACUGUGACGUCAGACUAUCAGAGGGCGGAAUCCUUUAACUAGUACUUCCAAUCUGUGUUUUCGCUAGUGUCUACUGGAGAGACUUCGCUUUUGAACAACGCCAAUCAGGGCAAUAUGAUGCCAGACAUUGAAUUUGAUGUUAGUGGCGUCGAUUCUUUAUUACGGCAUUUAGAUGAAACAAAAGCAACUGGACCUGAUGGAAUAUCCCCAGUGGUCCUUAAAGAGUGUCACAGCAUCAUUGCUCCGUAUUUAACGAUCAUCUAUAAGCUUUCCCUCAAAACAGGCCUCAUUCCCCAAGAUUGGAAAACGGCAAGCGUGACACCAGUUUUUAAAUCGGGCGAUAGAAAAAUCAGAAAACUAUAGGCCGAUUUCACUAACGUCGAUAUGUUGCAAAAUAUUCGAACACAUUUUAUAUAGUAACAUAUCUGCAUUUCUUGACUCAAACGCUUUCUUUACGUCUUCCCAGCACGGAUUCCGAAAAGGUUAUUCCUGCAACACACAACUAAUAGAAUUUCAGCACUACUUAUCCAAAGCCAUUGAUAACGAUAGUCAGGUAGACGCGGUUUUUAUUGAUUUUCAAAAAGCUUUUGAUACUGUGUCCCAUAAACUCUUAGAUGUAAAGCUUGCUGCAAUAAAUGUAAACAAAAACGUUCAAAAUUGGAUACGAAACUACCUAAACGGAAGAACCCAGUUUGUCGUCCUAAACAACGCCGCAUCUUCACCAAUAACCGUUUCUUCGGGCGUUCCUCAGGGAAGCGUACUGGGCCCCUUGUUGUUUUUAAUCUACAUAAAUGACAUUGUCGAACUAAUUACAUCACCUAUAAAACUAUUUGCCGAUGACUGUGUGAUUUACAGAGAAAUUACUACUGAAUAUGACAUAGACACUUUGCAAACAGAUUUAGACAAGGUAGCGAACUGGUGUAAAAAAUGGAACAUGAACUUAAAUAUAAAAAAGUGCAGUAGCAUAAGUUUUUCCAGAAAAUUAUCCAAAUUUCAGCACCAAUAUAACAUCAAUGGCACGCUUAUCGAAAUACAGUCGGAAUACAAGUAUCUAGGGGUCUAUUUCACCGAAUCACUCACUUGGCAUAAACAGAUUGACACUGUCAUAGCAAAAGCUAGUAGAAUGUUACAUUUUAUUCGCAGAAAUUUCAAACAGGCAACGCGCGAAGUUAAAGAAACUUUAUACUUCUUACAUGUCAGAACAAUACUUGAUUAUGCUUGUGUAAUAUGGGAUCCCUAUCAAGAUUACCUCAUUAAUAGACUGGAAAAACUACAGAACCAAGCAGUAAGGUUUGUUUGCAAUAAUUACAGCCCGUACUCUAGCGUUUCCGAAAUGAAGGCCACUUUAGGAUGGGAUCUACUACACAUGCGUAGGCAGAAGUUAAGGCUUAAACUAUUACACCGAAUAUAUAACAGUGAGAC
Messenger RNA from Dermacentor silvarum, 3717 nucleotides. RefSeq lists its product as uncharacterized. The record is from RefSeq and is a predicted model, not a curated record. Lineage: Eukaryota; Metazoa; Arthropoda; Arachnida; Ixodida; Ixodidae.